AUGAGAGGAUGGAGAAAUAAAAAAGAAGAACUAAUAAAGCGAGUAUGGGAUUAUGAUAUAUUGAUAUUGACGGAGUUAAAGAUUAAAACAAGAGAAAGUAUAAGGAUAACUGGUUAUGACUCAGCAGUAUAUAUAGAAAAUAGGCAGCUAGGGAGUGCAGCAGGAGGAGUAGCUAUAUUAAUAAGACAGGAAAUAAAAGAAAAGGAGGAAAUAGAAAUAGAUACACAUUCUAAUAACAUUGAAGCAGUGGCGGUCAAGAUAAAGCUAAAGGAGGAAAAAGAAGAAAUAGGAAUCAUAGGGAUAUAUAGAAGGCCUGGAGCUACUGAAAACAAAGAUGUGUGGACCAAAAUCGUCCAACAAAUGAAGAAGGUAAAGUCACUCAUUGUUGCAGGAGACUUUAAUGCGCAUCAUAGAGCAUGGAACUGCAAGAAUACGGAUAGAAAUGGAGAGAUCCUAUUAGAAGAAAUGGAAGAAAGGGAACUGUUCACAGUAAAUAAUGAUACAGUGUCAAGAAUUGGAGAAGGAGGAGUGAAUGAUUCAAACUUAGAUAUUAUGUUCGCAACUAAAGAAGUAUAUGAAAAGAUGACCUACAACAUAGAAGAGGAUUCGUGGGCGUCGGAUCACUACCCAAUAGUGUUUGAAUUAGGAUGGAAAAAAGAUAUUUAUAAAAAAAGAACAAACAGAAUAUCUAAGAGUAAAACUAAGUGGAAAAAGUAUAUUGAGUAUAUGAAAGAGGAAGAAAGGAUACUAGAAGAAACAGAAUAUAGACAGAAGAAUGAGCAAGAUAAAUAUACAACGGUUACAGAAAAAAUGAAAGAAGCAAUAAUAAUGGCAACCAGUAAUAUAAAGUACGUAUGGAACAAAAUGAAAAUUAUGAAGAAUGCGUUUCACAAAAUGGAAUGGAAUAAAUGGCAAAACAAGAAAAGAGAAGAAACAAUAAGAAAAGAAAUAGAAAAGAUUGCAGUGGAUUGGGUGGAGAGAAAAAAAGAAGAGCUAAGAGAGAUGGAAGAAGACGAGGACGUAAUGAAUUUACCAUUUAGAGAGGAGGAAAUGAUGAGAGCAAUUAACACUGUGAGAGAAAAAUCAGCACCCGGAAAGGACCAAAUAGAGUACAAAAUGAUUAAAUUAUUGACUAAUAGAUUUAAAGAAGAAGUACUGAAGUUAUUUAACUAUUGCUACGAAAACAGUGUUAUGUUUAAGGAAUGGAAAGAGCAACAGACCAUAUUUAUAGAUAAAGCCAAUAAAGAAAAGGUACGACCAAUAACGUUAUCAUCAUGUAUGGGAAAAAUUCUUGAGAGAAUGAUAAACGAAAGACUAAUAUGA
Molecule: messenger RNA, 1323 nt
Organism: Monomorium pharaonis (pharaoh ant)
Lineage: Eukaryota; Metazoa; Arthropoda; Insecta; Hymenoptera; Formicidae
Exons: 2
Coding region: 1-1323 (440 amino acids)
Molecular function (GO): catalytic activity
Source: RefSeq, a predicted model, not a curated record